GCCACCGCUGCCGCCAGUGGAGUUGCCUCCCAGCUUCCCUAGAGUGGUUAGGCUCCACCAAACAUGUCGGCUCCUAUCGGGCCGCGGGGCCGUCCGGCUCCCACCCAGGCGGCCUCUCAGCCGCCUCUGCAGCCCGAGAUGCCCGACCUCAGCCACCUCACGGAGGAGGAGAGGAAAAUCAUCCUGGCUGUCAUGGAUCGGCAGAAGAAAGAAGAGGAGAAGGAGCAGUCAGUGCUCAAGGUCAAAGAAGAACACAAACCACAACCGACACAGUGGUUUCCCUUUAGUGGGAUCACUGAACUGGUAAAUAACGUUCUUCAGCCCCAGCAAAAACAACAAAAUGAAAAGGAGCCCCAGACAAAACUUCAUCAGCAGUUUGAAAUGUAUAAGGAACAGGUAAAGAAGAUGGGAGAAGAAUCACAGCAACAGCAAGAACAGAAGGGUGAUGCUCCAACGUGUGGUAUCUGCCACAAAACAAAGUUUGCUGAUGGAUGUGGCCAUAACUGUUCAUAUUGCCAAACAAAGUUCUGUGCACGUUGUGGAGGUCGAGUGUCAUUACGCUCAAACAAGGUUAUGUGGGUAUGUAAUUUGUGCCGAAAACAACAAGAAAUCCUCACUAAAUCAGGAGCAUGGUUUUAUAAUAGUGGAUCUAAUACACCACAGCAGCCUGAUCAGAAGGCUCUCCGAGGACUGCGGAAUGAGGAGGCGCCUCAGGAGAAGAAAGCAAAACUGCAUGAGCAGGCCCAGUUCCAAGGACCCUCAGGUGACUUAUCUGUACCUGCAGUGGAGAAAAGUCGAUCUCAUGGGCUCACAAGACAGGAUUCUAUUAAAAAUGGGUCAGGAGUGAAGCACCAAAUUGCCAGUGACAUAGCUUCAGACAGGAAAAGAAGUCCAUCACUGUCCAGAGAUCAGAAAAGAAGAUACGACCAAAGGGAAGAAAGAGAGGAAUAUUCACAGUAUGCUACUUCAGAUAGCGCAAUGCCUAGAUCUCCAUCAGAUUAUGCUGAUAGGCGGUCUCAACGUGAUCCUCAGUUUUAUGAAGAAUCUGAUCAUAUAAAUUAUAGGGACUCCAACAGGAGAAGCCAUAAGCAUUCUAAAGAAUAUAUUGUAGAUGACGAAGAUGUGGAGAGCAGAGAUGAAUAUGAAAGACAGCGGAGAGAGGAGGAAUACCAGGCACGCUAUCGAAGUGAUCCAAAUUUGGCCCGCUAUCCAGUAAAGCCACAGCCCUAUGAAGAACAAAUGCGUAUUCAUGCUGAAGUGUCCAGAGCGCGGCAUGAGAGAAGACAUAGUGAUGUUUCUUUGGCAAAUGCUGAACUGGAAGAUUCCAGGAUUUCUAUGCUAAGGAUGGAAAGACCAUCAAGGCAAAGAUCUAUAUCUGAACGUAGAGCUGCCAUGGAAAAUCAGAGAUCUUAUUCAAUGGAAAGAACUCGAGAGGCUCAGGGACCAAUUUCUUAUCCACAAAGGACCACAAACCAUAGUCCUCCUACCCCCCGGAGGAGUCCAAUACCUAUUGAUAGACAAGACAUGAGGCGUACUGACUCACUAAGGAAACAACACCACUUAGAUCCUAGCUCUGCUGUGAGGAAAACAAAACGGGAAAAAAUGGAAACGAUGUUAAGGAAUGAUUCUCUCAGUUCGGACCAGUCAGAGUCUGUGAGACCUCCACCACCAAAGCCUCAUAAAUCGAAGAAAGGAGGUAAAAUGCGCCAGGUUUCACUGAGCAGUUCAGAGGAGGAAUUAGCUUCCACACCUGAAUAUACAAGUUGUGAUGAUGUUGAGAUUGAAAGUGAGAGUGUAAGUGAAAAAGGGGACAGUCAAAAGGGAAAAAGAAAAACUAGUGAGCAGGCAGUUUUGUCGGACUCUAACACCAGGUCUGAGAGACAAAAGAAAAUGAUGUACUUUGGUGGCCACUCUUUGGAAGAAGAUUUGGAAUGGUCUGAGCCUCAAAUUAAGGACUCUGGGGUAGAUACCUGUAGUAGCACAACCCUUAACGAGGAGCAUAGCCAUAGUGAUAAGCACCCUGUGACAUGGCAGCCUUCUAAAGAUGGGGAUUGUUUAAUUGGUCGAAUUUUAUUAAAUAAACGUCUAAAAGAUGGAAGUGUACCUCGAGAUUCAGGAGCAAUGCUUGGCUUGAAGGUUGUAGGAGGUAAGAUGACUGAAUCAGGUCGGCUCUGUGCAUUUAUUACCAAAGUAAAAAAAGGAAGUUUAGCUGAUACUGUAGGACAUCUUAGACCAGGUGAUGAAGUGUUAGAAUGGAAUGGAAGGCUAUUGCAAGGAGCCACAUUUGAAGAGGUAUAUAACAUCAUUCUGGAAUCCAAACCUGAACCACAAGUGGAGCUUGUUGUUUCAAGGCCUAUUGGAGAUAUACCUAGAAUACCUGAUAGCACACAUGCACAACUGGAGUCUAGUUCUAGUUCAUUCGAAUCUCAAAAAAUGGAUCGUCCUUCUAUUUCUGUUACCUCUCCCAUGAGUCCUGGCAUGCUGAGAGAUGUUCCACAGUUCUUGUCUGGACAACUUGCAAGCCAAAGCCUUAGUAGAAGAACAACGCCUUUUGUUCCUAGGGUUCAGAUAAAACUAUGGUUUGACAAGGUUGGUCACCAAUUAAUAGUCACAAUUUUGGGAGCAAAGGAUCUCCCUUCCAGGGAAGAUGGGAGGCCAAGGAAUCCUUAUGUUAAAAUUUACUUUCUUCCAGACAGAAGUGAUAAAAACAAGAGAAGAACUAAAACCGUAAAGAAAACAUUGGAACCCAAAUGGAACCAAACAUUUAUUUAUUCUCCAGUUCACCGAAGAGAAUUUCGGGAACGAAUGCUGGAAAUUACCCUUUGGGAUCAAGCUCGAGUUCGAGAGGAAGAAAGUGAAUUCUUAGGAGAGAUUUUAAUUGAAUUAGAAACAGCAUUAUUAGAUGAUGAGCCACAUUGGUACAAACUUCAGACCCAUGAUGUCUCUUCGUUGCCACUUCCUCGUCCUUCUCCACAUAUGCCACGGAGACAACUCCAUGGAGAGAGCCCCACACGGAGGUUGCAAAGAUCAAAGAGAAUAAGUGAUAGUGAAGUCUCUGACUAUGACUGUGAUGAUGGAAUUGGUGUAGUAUCAGAUUAUCGACACAAUGGUCGAGAUCUUCAAAGCUCAACAUUAUCAGUGCCAGAACAAGUAAUGUCAUCAAACCAUUGUUCACCAUCAGGGUCUCCCCACCGAGUAGAUGUUAUAGGAAGGACUAGAUCAUGGUCACCCAGUGUCCCUCCUCCACAAAGUAGGAAUGUGGAGCAGGGACUUCGAGGGACGCGCUCUACUACUGGACAUUAUAAUACAAUUAGCCGGAUGGAUAGACAUCGUGUCAUGGAUGACCAUUAUUCCCCAGAUAGAGACAGUCAUUUUCUUACUCUACCUCGCUCCAGAUACAGUCAGAGCAUUGAACAUCAUCACAGGGAUGGCAGGGAUUGUGAAGCAGCAGAUAGACAGCCAUAUCACAGAUCCAGAUCAACAGAACAACGGCCUCUCCUAGAGCGGACCACCACCCGCUCCAGAUCCACUGAACGUCCUGAUACAAACCUCAUGAGGUCGAUGCCUUCAUUAAUGACUGGAAGAUCUGCCCCUCCUUCACCUGCCUUAUCGAGGUCGCAUCCUCGUACUGGGUCUGUCCAAACAAGCCCAUCAAGUACUCCAGUGGCAGGACGAAGGGGCCGACAACUUCCACAGCUUCCACCAAAGGGAACACUGGAGAGAAACAAUGAAGUCAAGGAGAUAGAACCUUAUGAAGAAGAAGCGGACUCCACAAGGAGAAGACAUGCAGGUGCUAUGGAUAUAGAGGAGAGAAAUCGCCAAAUGAAAAUUAACAAAUACAAACAGGUAGCCGGAUCAGAUUCCAGACUGGAACAAGAUUACCAUUCAAAGUACCGAUCAGGAUGGGAUCCUCAUAGAGGGGCAGAUAAUAUUUCCACUAAAUCUUCGGACAGUGAUGUAAGUGAUAUAUCUGCGGUUUCAAGGACUAGUAGUGCUUCUCGUUUCAGCAGCACAAGCUACAUGUCUGUCCAAUCCGAACGGCCAAGAGGAAACAAGAAAAUCAGUGUCUUUACAUCCAAAAUGCAAAGCAGACAAAUGGGCAUCUCAGGGAAGAACAUGACUAAAAGCACCAGCAUCAGCGGAGACAUGUGUUCGCUGGAGAAGAACGACGGCAGCCAGUCGGACACAGCGGUGGGCGCCUUGGGCACCAGCAGCCAAAAGCGGCGCUCUAGCAUUGGGGCCAAAAUGGUAGCUAUUGUUGGUCUCUCGCGGAAAAGUCGCAGCGCUUCUCAGCUCAGCCAAACGGAAGCAGGGGGUAAGAAGCUGCGGAGCACUGUGCAGAGGAGUACAGAAACGGGCCUGGCCGUGGAAAUGAGGAACUGGAUGACUCGACAGGCGAGCCGGGAGUCCACCGACGGCAGCAUGAACAGCUACAGCUCGGAAGGAAAUCUGAUUUUCCCUGGUGUCCGCUUGGCCUCGGAUAGCCAGUUCAGCGACUUUCUGGACGGCCUUGGCCCUGCCCAGCUAGUGGGGCGUCAGACUCUGGCUACACCUGCAAUGGGUGAUAUUCAGGUAGGAAUGAUGGACAAAAAGGGACAGUUGGAGGUGGAGAUCAUUCGGGCCCGAGGCCUUGUUGUGAAACCAGGUUCCAAGACACUGCCAGCACCAUAUGUAAAGGUGUACCUACUAGAUAACGGAGUCUGCAUAGCCAAAAAGAAAACAAAAGUGGCAAGAAAAACGCUGGAACCCCUAUACCAGCAGCUAUUGUCUUUCGAAGAAAGUCCCCAAGGGAAGGUUUUACAGAUCAUUGUCUGGGGAGAUUACGGCCGCAUGGAUCACAAAUCUUUUAUGGGAGUGGCCCAGAUACUUUUAGACGAACUGGAGCUAUCCAAUAUGGUGAUUGGAUGGUACAAACUUUUCCCCCCUUCCUCCCUAGUAGAUCCAACCUUGGCCCCUCUGACGAGAAGAGCUUCCCAAUCAUCUCUGGAAAGUUCAACCGGACCUUCUUACUCUCGUUCAUAGCAGCUGUUAGACUGUCGUCAUAGCAACCAGCGUUACAAAAAAAUCACAGGUCGCUAACCCUGGUUAACACUGCAUGCUUAAUGUUGUGUCUUCUGAGCCUGUUUCUAGGGAUACAAAGCGAUCCUGUGUUCUCAGUGGAAGUUGCACACAUUGUGCCCUAAAGAAGGCCCUCAGGUGAAAGAGCAGAGCUAUGAAGAACUAUCAGGUCUGGAAUUCAAUAACACUCAAAUUUUGGUCCAAUCUGAAGCCAUGGAUUAAUCUCAAAGAAUCAGUUAGUUUCAUGCAACAAAAGCCCUUUUCAAUGGCACCUUUAUAUUUUUAUCGUUCCUUUUUCUUCAUUUCUCUGACCCCAAAGCCCUGCUAUGCCACAGAAAUGGAGCUCUACAGCCAUUAAGCCAUGUUACACGUCAAGGAGUGAAGUCCUCGGAAGCAUCAGGUAAAAAGCAGGAGACCAAAGAAGUGGUCCGGGACAAAACGUCAGCCCUCCCCGCACGGCGGCCGGUAGCGGCGGGUCCGGCGUGGACAGUGGCCGAUGUCCGAGCUCCAGGGGCACGUCCUUCCCUAAUGCCAAGAUGUGUGGGACUCUGGAGAGCAAUUCCGUGGCGACACUGUACUGAAUGAAAUUAAAGAAACUUUUUUUGCAUGGACACAGAUUAGCUGAAUACUUAAAUUAUUUUCUUGGGGCUGCAACUUGCAAAAAAAAAAGAAAAAGAAUAAAAAUCAGCCAUUUUCAACAAUUUAUAUUAUUUUUAAAAAUAAAUUUCACUAAUGCAUGGUUUUAAAAAGGGGAGAGAAUGCAGCAGGGUGAUACAAAGACACACCAUGUUUAUUCUUUAAACUAUAAAUCAUAGUCUGUGUUUUGGCAGACAUUACAAAUGAAAAUACUUUCUAGCAAAUACUUAAAAUUCUCUUUAUGUGACAAAUAAGUAUAUAUUCACUUUAUUUCGAUGUUAAAUAUACAAACCUAAUGAAGUUCAAUAUGUGCAAAUUGUUCACAUCCUCUUCUCACUUUUCCUCUCCUCCCUCUUUUAAUCUUUUACUUUCUCCCUACCAGAGUGAACAUUAUACUAAAAAAUGACAAGUUUUUGACCUGAUACUCUCUUGUACCCCAUCUUUGAUUCAGAGCUGUAGAUGUUUCUGAAUUUAUGAAUUUCUCAAGGGAAAAAAAAAUAUUUAAGAGCUCUCUUUGUUUCAAGCAUGUUGAAAAGGAAUUCGCAACAUGACUUGGGAGUACAUUAAAGUAAGUCAGCAUGUAUUUGAUAAAGAAGAUAUCUGAACUUUUGCAAUCUAUUGUACAGUGCAUGGUAAUUUUAUUUUCACCUUCAAAAUUUAGUUUACAGGAAAAUUCUAAAAUCAUGUGGCCAUUGUAAUGUCUAAUAAAUUUGUUUUUAGCACCAGCAUUAUUCAUACAGGGGUUAAAGUAUUAUUUCUAGACAGUCUUAGGUUUCGUUUUUUUAAUUAAUUAAAGCAAUUUCUUUAGUUUCCAUUUACUAUGUGAAUAGAAACACUGCUAAAAAUUGGGAGCCCUGAGGCACAGGGCUGUUUAUUAAUUCAUUUUUCUGUAGUAAAAUUCAAUUUUGCACAAAUUAUAUUUCUAAAGAAAUAUAGUAAACAUAAAUUUACAACAAAUAAUUUUAAAGCUCCAAUUUUUAGGUGACUCGAAGAAAGUCAGUCUGCCUAAUAGUUCUUUGAUGCCAUCACCAAAAGUUGACACACAAAUCCCCAAAAGUCAAACCCCUGCCUUUGAUUUUACAGACAGUCGUUAUUCCCAUUGGGUGGUGCUGCAAGGUCAAAUUUCUCUUAAGUUCCCCUGUGUAGAGGAAAAGUCACUGGUUAAUGUAAUAAACCACCCCUAUUUUGUUUCUUUAUGUGCUCUGUGAUAACACAUUCUCACAGGCUGAUUUGAAUUUCUUGCGAAACUUUUGAAAUCCACAUACCAUUUCUUUAAACUAAGGCCAUGCACAAAAAUUGCUUUUUCUUUUUUCUUUUUAAAUUCAGUGCUGACCAUUAAAAACUAUCAUGCUUGAUAUGGUGCAAAAGUUAAAAUGAGUAUCACGAAAAAUGCCUUCUCUUUAUGUGGUGCAAUAUGAAAUAUACCGAGACCAUGUCUUGGCAUUCUGAGAUCGGGUAAAGUUGUUCAAAGAAUGAGUAAAGCUUUACUGAAAUAAUUUAGACAUUUGUGUACCAGCAACAAUUGGUUUAAUAGACCUAUAGUGUCUAUACUCUCCCUUAGAAUAAACAUUGACCAUUUUCCUGAUACUAAGACACAGUCACAUAAUCUUUUGUGCAUAUUCCUAUAUAAAUUAUUUCUAAUUUUAAUAAGAAGGACAUGACUGUAUGGAAUAUUUGUACAUACUCGUCAUUAUGCAGUAUUUAUUUAAAAGUUGGUGGGUUUUUUUUUAAUUCUCACAUGUCUGUACCUCGACUUGUGGUUUAGUCAUGUAAAUAGCACUACUCCAGUGACCAUUGCCGCCCUGUACAUAGUAUGUUUUAAAAGUAAAGGGAAUUCCAGUUGGGGAAAAAAAGGGCAGAUUAGUCCUGUAAUGAACACCAACUAAUGUAAAUCAAAUUCAUU
Molecule: messenger RNA, 7597 nt
Organism: Pteronotus mesoamericanus
Lineage: Eukaryota; Metazoa; Chordata; Mammalia; Chiroptera; Mormoopidae
Gene: RIMS2
Product: regulating synaptic membrane exocytosis 2
Exons: 32
Coding region: 64-5022 (1652 amino acids)
Biological process (GO): regulation of synaptic plasticity; regulation of synaptic vesicle exocytosis; positive regulation of synaptic transmission
Cellular component (GO): presynaptic membrane; cytoskeleton of presynaptic active zone
Molecular function (GO): small GTPase binding; transmembrane transporter binding
Source: RefSeq, a predicted model, not a curated record